AUGCCGGAGAUGCCUGGGCUGGGAGCAGGGCUGCCUUGCACGCCGUGCGACUCCCGGCUGCGGAAGGCCAAGGAGAAGGUGAGCGAGGAGGAGGAGGAGGAGGAAGAGGCACCAACGAAGGCUCCUCCAGACCCCCCAGUCCCUGAGGAGCCCCCAGCGGGUGAGAGGGAGCGACCGGAGGAGGAAGAAGAGGAUGAGGAAGAAGAUGGGGACCUUCUGGGUGGCUUCGAGAAGGAGCUGGAGGCCGCCCUGCAGCCCCGGGAGCAGAUGGCCCAGCUGAAGGAGGGGGUGAAGACCAAGAUGGAGGAAGAGUUUGACAACAUCAUCAACGAAGUGGAGGACGAGCUGGAGGCGGAGGGGCUGAAGGGGGAGUUUGACCGAAACCAGGCAUCCAAAUCCUUGGCCUCCACCCUCAACCGCCUGAUGGACAAACUGGACGGGGGCAGCCCCGGCCCUGGAGGGGAGAAGGAGGAAGAGGAGGGGGCCGGGAGGAAGGCCAGCCCCUGCCCCCCCGGGCAGGGUGACACCUCUUUGUCAGGGUGGAAGUACAGCAGCAGACUAGAGGCUUAG
This is a messenger RNA of Egretta garzetta (little egret), 570 nucleotides long. RefSeq names its product protein OS-9-like. NCBI's taxonomy places the organism in Eukaryota, Metazoa, Chordata, Aves, Pelecaniformes, Ardeidae. The coding region runs from base 1 to 570 and encodes 189 amino acids. The record is from RefSeq and is a predicted model, not a curated record. The transcript has 4 exons.